This is a messenger RNA of Anneissia japonica, 1813 nucleotides long. RefSeq names its product D-beta-hydroxybutyrate dehydrogenase, mitochondrial-like. Lineage: Eukaryota; Metazoa; Echinodermata; Crinoidea; Comatulida; Comatulidae. The coding region runs from base 168 to 1229 and encodes 353 amino acids. Gene Ontology annotation, molecular function: oxidoreductase activity. The record is from RefSeq and is a predicted model, not a curated record. The transcript has 4 exons.
AACUCUAGAGCAUACCUCUUAUGCUAUCAGUUCAUUUACCUUAGAAAACAAAAAGUCGUCACAGCCUUUAGCUGGUGGGCAAAAUACAGUUGAAAGGGAGGGUUGCUGCUGGCUUCUAAACACUCAACAUUCAACAGAGCUCAAACGCUAGCAAAAAACACACCAAAAUGACCUCAAUUUUACUCCUAAUGUUUGCCUGUGUUGUGGGCAGUAUUAUAAUUGGCUUCACUGGAAGCUUUAUUGUUUUUAUCCUUGUAGCGGUUGUCAUAUCACAAGUUUUACUCGGCUUAUUCCCUGGGAAGUUGCUUCCGUCAUCUGGAAAAGCUGUGUUAAUCACCGGGUGCGACACAGGUAUUGGACACUUCCUCGCAAGACAUCUGCAUGCAAUCGGAUUUCAAGUUUACGCAGGAUGUCUGUACAAAAAUGGGGAAGGGGCAACAAACUUAGCCGAAGAAUUUGAUGAGAGACUUGUUGUCAUGCAAAUGGACGUUACAAAGGAGGAAGAAGUUACCAAGGCCUUCGAAAUCAUAAGGGAGCAUUUGAAAACUACGGGAAGAGAGUUAUGGGGUGUUGUAAACAAUGCUGGGAUUAACAUCCUUGGAGAGAUUGAGUGGCUUGACACGGAAUUGAUAAAACGGGUGUCAGAGGUCAACCUGUGGGGCAUGGUGAGGGUUACCAAAGCAGCUAUACCAAUGCUACAAGAGAGUAAAGGUCGUAUUGUAAACAUUGGCAGCAUUUGCGGCCUUGCCAGCUUCCCGUUUAGCGCCCCCUAUUGCAUCUCAAAGUACGGGAUUGAGUCAUUUACAGAUGUUCUACGAAUUGAACUUUCAAAAUGGAGUAUAAAGACGAUGCUAAUCCAACCAGGAAAUUUUGGAUCUGCUACAAGACUUAUUACCAAAGACAAUGUGAAAACAGUCAUAACCGGAGCCCAAAGGAACAUGACAGAGGAAGUGAAACAGAGAUAUGGCCAAGCCUAUUUUGACAGUAUAUCCCAACAUCUAUGCAGUCUUUCAAAUUCAUACUCAGGAUCAACCGACCUCACUCCAGUGAUUUCUCAAAUCACAACAGCACUACUGGUAGAACGCCCUCAACCUCGAUAUAUGCCUGCAACAUUUCAUUGGAAGAUUUUUAUCUAUUUACACUCAUUUCUACCUAGUACCAUCACAGAUCUUCUUUAUUGUAAACUUUUAAACUAUUUUAAUAAAAAAUUAAAAUGUAAGAAACUUUAAAGAAAAAAUGUUUAUUUGAAAUAGUUAUUAAUAUUGAUGGUAUAUGGUGUAAUAACAUGUAAAGAAUGAAAUUAAUACCAAAUAUAAUGCAAAAUAUGAAUGAUGCAAAAGAAUAAGAUAAGGUAACUAAUUUAUAUGAAUUUCAAAUACAAUGCAAUUCAAUAAGCACUGUUAAAGAGUCCUAACUUUAAUCUUACUUUAAUUUUAUCUGUAUCUGUUAAAAAAAACCCCCAGAACAUUUGAUUACAUAAUAACUUAUAGAAGGUCAAUAUGAUAUUGGAAACUUAUAAUCGGAUAUUUACUAUGACAACAUAUAUAAUUCCACUACUAGGUUUAAUUGCGAGAAUAGGUGUGGGUAUGCGGGUCACUAUGACCUUUAGUGGAGUAACGUCCCUACCCUGUGAUACAGAUGUUGUCAUUCGGGUUGUAUUUGUGUCGCGCUAGUUUUUGUUUUCAUUUUCUUGGCAGAUAAUAGCCAAUGAUAGCUCUUAUAGCAAUAAAGAACUGAAUUAAAAUAAUUGUAUUUUUUUAAAAAUGAAUGCUCAUAUAUAUGUGUUAAUAAAGGAAUAAUAUAUAGAAAACCA